AGAAGAGCUGCAUCGACAACAUGGCUAUGAAGGCUGUUUUGCUUUGCGCAGUGGGACUCGCCGUUCUCCAGAUCAGCUUUGCCCAAAAUAAGGAGUGCGGCGAGGGCGAGGUUUGGAAGACUGGUCAGAGCAGCAGCUGCGGUGAGAACAAGUGCGGCGACCCAGAGGACGGAUUCAAGCCUUGCACCAUGGACUACGUGAGCCGAUGCUUCUGCGAGGACAGCCUCUACCGAAGGAGCAGCGACAACAAGUGCGUGCCUAAGGAGGAAUGCUGAGUCCUGACGUUGUCCCAGAUAGCCGUGUGUAUCAUCGUCAGUAUGCUGGGCUGCUGAAGAAUACCAAUAAA
Messenger RNA from Rhipicephalus sanguineus (brown dog tick), 346 nucleotides. RefSeq names its product serine protease inhibitor 2. The record is from RefSeq and is a predicted model, not a curated record. Lineage: Eukaryota; Metazoa; Arthropoda; Arachnida; Ixodida; Ixodidae. The transcript is spliced from 2 exons. The coding region runs from base 21 to 275 and encodes 84 amino acids.